UGGCGUCAGUAAGAGGCAGCAGCAGGGACGGCGGCUGCGGCAGCUCUCAGGCCAGCGCCAGCCAAGCUCACCGGCCAGUCGGAAGGUCCAGGCUCCCGCCCCUGCCACCACCAUGGACGUCUUCAAGAAGGGCUUCUCCAUCGCCAAGGAGGGUGUGGUGGGAGCCGUGGAGAAGACGAAGCAAGGGGUGACUGAAGCGGCCGAGAAGACCAAGGAGGGCGUCCUGUAUGUGGGAGCCAAGACCAAGGAAGGUGUUGUGCAGAGUGUGACUUCAGUGGCAGAAAAGACCAAGGAGCAGGCCAACGCCGUGAGUGAGGCCGUGGUCACCAGCGUCAACACCGUGGCCAACAAGACGGUGGAGGAGGCGGAGAACAUCGUGGUCACUGCUGGGGUGGUGCAGAAGGAGGACCUGGAACAGGCUGCCCCGGCGGCUCAGGAGGAAAAGGAAGUCGAUGUGGAAGAGGAAGCGGUUGAAGAGGCCAAGAGUGGGGGAGACUAGAAGACGCCUGUCAGCUGUGGAGGCGCCAAGGAACACCCCUGUGCCGCACCUCAUCCUCUCCUGGCCCUGGAGUCAUCCUGCGCCUCCUACCCCCCUCCCUCACCACGGGUCUCCCCCCUCCCCUGCCACGGGUCUCCCC
Messenger RNA from Sorex fumeus (smoky shrew), 638 nucleotides. It is a transcript of the gene SNCG, whose product is annotated as synuclein gamma. Gene Ontology annotation, biological process: synaptic vesicle endocytosis; chemical synaptic transmission; synapse organization. The transcript has 5 exons. The coding region runs from base 113 to 499 and encodes 128 amino acids. NCBI's taxonomy places the organism in Eukaryota, Metazoa, Chordata, Mammalia, Eulipotyphla, Soricidae. Gene Ontology annotation, cellular component: neuronal cell body; axon terminus; cytoplasm. The record is from RefSeq and is a predicted model, not a curated record. Gene Ontology annotation, molecular function: cuprous ion binding.